AUGAAAAACAAUGAAGUACUUGCCGAAGAGGUUAAUCAUUUCCAAAAGCUACUCUUUUACUUUUGUGAAUAUAUAAUACUGGUUCUGAUCAAUAGAAUUGAGUCAAUAUAUAGGGCUCAGAUUUCAAAGCAUGAUGAAGCGGCUCUUAAAUUUCUCAAAGAUAUAAAGUGGUCCAAAGUUGAUAAUCCUAAGGGCUUCCAACUUGCAUUUCAUUUUGACACUAACCUGUACUUCAAGAACUCCAUUCUGACUAAAAUGUAUCACAUGAUUGAUGAAGAUGAACUUAUACUGGAGAAAGCAAUCGGGGCUCAGAUUUCAAAGCAUGAUGAAGCGGCUCUUAAAUUUUUCAAAGAUAUAAAGUGGUCCAAAGUUGAUAAUCCUAAGGGCUUCCAACUUGCAUUUCAUUUUGACACUAACCUGUACUUCAAGAACUCCAUUCUGACUAAAAUGUAUCACAUGAUUGAUGAAGAUGAACCUAUACUGGAGAAAGCAAUCGGGACGGAGAUAGAGUGGUAUCCAGGAAAAUGCUUGACACAUAAGAUUCUUAAAAAGAAACCUACAAAGGGGACUAAAAAUGCCAAGCCAAUUACUAAAACAGAACAAUGUGAAAGCUUUAUUAACUUCUUUAGUCCACCAGAAGUCCCCGAGGAGGAUGAAGAUGCUGCAAGCUUCUUCUUUUGUUUAUGCCUUCGCGAAAUGAGCAACAAGGAUAGUUUCAAUAUGGCCGAUCUUGGCUCUGUUUUGAAUGUUGAGGAUAGAGCAGACCUUGUUAAUGCUCUCAAAAAUAAGCUUCAGGAUCUUACUGGGAAACACUCAGCUGUGCUCGAAAAUUUGCCACCUAAUGUCAGGAAGCGUGUAGAUGUUCUGAGGGAGAUUCAGAGUGAACACGAUGAAUUGGAGACAAAAUUUUUCGAGGAGAGAGCAACACUUGAAGCGAAAUAUCAAAAGCUAUACAGUCCACUUUAUGCCAAAAGAUACAAAAUUGUAAAUGGAAUUGUUGAAGUUGAAGGAGCUACAACUGGUGGAGAGCCAACAAACCAAGAAGAGGGGAAAGAUGCUGGGGAAAAAGGAGUUCCUGAUUUCUGGCUCACUUCAAUGAAGAACAACGAAGUCCUUUCUGAAGAGAUUUCAGAGCACGAUGAAGCAGCUCUUAAAUUUCUCAAAGAUAUAAAGUGGUCCAGAGUUGAUAAUCCUAAGGGCUUCCAGCUUACAUUUCAUUUUGACACUAAUCCGUACUUCAAGAACUCCGUUCUGACUAAAACAUAUCACAUGAUUGAUGAAGAUGAACCUAUCCUAGAGAAAGCGAUCGGGACGGAGAUAGAGUGGUAUCCAGGAAAAUGCUUGACACAGAAGUCUCUUAAAAAGAAACCUAAAAAGGGGUCUAAAAAUGCCAAGCCAAUUACUAAAACAGAACAAUGUGAAAGCUUUUUUAACUUCUUUAGUCCACCAGAAGUCCCUGAGGAUGAAGAUAUUGAUGAAGAUGCUGCUGAAGAAUUUCAAAACUUGAUGGAACAAGAUUAUGAUGUUGGGUCAACCAUUCGAGAUAAAGUCAUCCCCCAUGCAGUAUCAUGGUUCACUGGGGAAGCUGCUCUGGAUGAGUAUGGUGACAUUGAAGAUGAUGACGAGGAUGAAGAUAUUGAUGAAGACGAUGAUGAAGAAGAUGAAGACGAUGAUGAAGAAGAUGAGGAUGAAGAGGAAACCAAGAAUAGGAAGAAGAAGAGUGGAAAUGCACACACCGGGAACGAUCAGCAGGGUGAGAGGCCUCCUGAAUGUAAACAACAGUAG
Molecule: messenger RNA, 1785 nt
Organism: Fraxinus pennsylvanica
Lineage: Eukaryota; Viridiplantae; Streptophyta; Magnoliopsida; Lamiales; Oleaceae
Source: the annotation of a GenBank genome assembly